Molecule: messenger RNA, 1693 nt
Organism: Dromaius novaehollandiae (emu)
Lineage: Eukaryota; Metazoa; Chordata; Aves; Casuariiformes; Dromaiidae
Gene: SLC35A1
Product: solute carrier family 35 member A1
Exons: 8
Coding region: 370-1329 (319 amino acids)
Biological process (GO): pyrimidine nucleotide-sugar transmembrane transport
Cellular component (GO): Golgi membrane
Molecular function (GO): pyrimidine nucleotide-sugar transmembrane transporter activity
Source: RefSeq, a predicted model, not a curated record
UUACGUGCGGGGCCGUUAGUUGCCGGUUGCCGCCGCGGAACGGUGCUGGCGGCGGCGGCGCCCCCGCGGGGCUGGGGCGGGCGGUACUGUCCCCGCUGCGAGGCCUGGCGCCGCGGGGGCUCCGCUCUGCUCCGCGCCGUGCGGUGCCGCAGGUGUCUCCGCCGCUCCCGUAGCGCGGUGUGUCGGGCUGCGUGCUGGCGGCGGUGCUGGGGGGUCUCCUGGGAGUGGUCCGCCGUCUGCCCCGGCUUGGCGGUGCCCGAGGCGGGUUUCCGCCGCUGGGGAGAGCGAUGCCUGCCCUCCUGUCUGCUUCCCCCGUAAACGGCCCUGUAAAAUGUCAGCUUGCUGUUCAAGUUGUACUGCCUCACAGUGAUGACCCUCGUUGCUGCAACAUACACAGUAGCUUUACGGUACACACGGACAGUGGAAACAGAACUCUACUUUUCAACUACAGCUGUUUGCAUCACUGAAGUUAUCAAGUUAUUCUUAAGCGUGGGCAUCUUGGCGAAAGAAACUGGAAGUCUGGCAAGGUUAAUAACAUCUUUAAAAGAAAAUGUAUUGGGAAGUCCUAAGGAAUUAUUAAAAUUAAGUGUUCCAUCUUUGGUGUAUGCGCUCCAAAACAAUAUGGCUUUUGUGGCUCUUAGCAACUUGGAUGCAGCAGUCUACCAGGUGACAUACCAGUUGAAGAUCCCUUGUACAGCUUUAUGUACAGUCUUAAUGCUAAGCCGUUCCCUUAGUAAAUUGCAGUGGUUCUCUGUCUUUAUGCUGUGUGGUGGUGUUACACUUGUGCAGUGGAAGCCUGCUCAGGCUACAAAAGUACAGGUGGAGCAGAAUCCAUGGCUAGGGUUUGGAGCAAUUGCUGUUGCUGUAUUAUGUUCAGGAUUUGCAGGAGUUUAUUUUGAGAAGGUAUUAAAGAGUUCCGAUACUUCCUUGUGGGUGAGGAAUAUUCAGAUGUACUUAUCUGGGAUUGUGGUGACUUUAUUUGGUGUCUAUAUGUCAGAGGGAGCCCAAGUUCUCGAGAAAGGAUUUUUCUACGGCUAUACAUACUACGUCUGGUUUGUCAUAUUUCUUGCCAGUGUAGGUGGCCUCUACACUUCUAUUGUUGUUAAGUACACAGACAACAUUAUGAAAGGCUUUUCUGCAGCAGCAGCCAUUGUUCUUUCUACCAUUGCAUCAGUCAUCCUCUUUGGUCUCCAGAUAACUGUUACCUUUUCCCUGGGUGCUUUCCUGGUGUGUAUUUCUAUUUACCUCUAUGGAUUACCUCGACAAGACACUACAAAAAUCCAGCCAUCAGAGACUAAGAGUUCCAAAGAGAGACUUGUUUCUGUGUGACAUUGUCCACAACAAAUGGACACAGACAAUAGAAAAAAUGGACUGGAAAAAAAAAAAAAACUGCAUUUUUUUAUAUUAGCCUUAAGCUAGUCAUGAGACAGUUUAAAAGAGAUAGAAUAAAAGGAGAAGCUAGUUCUGUUUUACACGUGAAGUUUUCAGUGGCUGAUGUUGAGGCUAAGUUAUUGCCAAGGAUCUGAACUUGCAAGGAACUGAACAUCAGUUGUAUAUAAUGUACAUAAUGGAGAGAAAUUUGGUUCUUAUUGUGUAUUUGAUAAAAUGUCUUGCCAUUGGAGGGCAGAAAUGCCCAAAAGCUUCAAAAAAAAUCUAUUAAAAAGAGCACUUACUGCCAGCAUUUUCUUUUAAA